CGCUCGAUUGUAGCGUUCAAAUGUCGGCAAAUGUCGGCUAGCAAACAAAACGUUGCGUCCCUAACCUGCUGCAGUGUGGAUCAGUUAAAGUAACCAAGCACCAGUGGCGGCUAUUUGUAAUAUUAUCAAGUUGUGGGGACUAAUCAUCCAGAAUGGAUGAUGUAGUCGAGUUUGAAAAUGUUGAGGACCUGUGUAGGUUGUGUUUGUCGAAGGAUGAGCCAACAUCAUCAAUAUUUGGCGUCCAAGAGUCAUCGGUGCCAUUGGCCGACAAAAUACAAGCAUGUCUGUCGAUUGAGAUACUAUCAAAUGACAAGUUUUCCAAGGUGAUCUGUAUAAACUGUGUAAAAACUGUUAAUCAAUGGCAUUCGUACAAGGAAUCUUGCCUCAGGUCUCAGGAAAAGCUACAGAGAUGGCUUGCAAAGCAAACCAAUACAUCUGUUGGCUUAGUUACAAAUAUAAAAUCGGAACCAAUGGAUGUAGAAAUGUAUGCAGACAAUGUAGAAGUAGUAGAGAUGUCUGCGGUUGAACAUGACCGUAGAAUUCCUCUAGUAGAGAAUGAAAAAGGACCUGUUUUACGUGGACAUCGUCGUCGUAAAUCACAUAACGUAGCUGUUAAUUCAGGUAAAAAUAAAGACAUUCAAUCUGAACGAUUACUUCACCUAGCCGAUGUAAAAAAUGAACUCACUGAUGAUGAUGACAUUGACUGCAAUGUUAAUGUUGAAUUCGUGGCUGAAAGUGAAUUAUUAAUUAAUCCAAUGGCUCUUGGAGCUAAUAAGAAUAUGGAACCAGAUUCAACGCAAAAGUUUAAUGUUUCAAGAGCUGUAAAAAAGAAAGUAAGAAGAGGACCUCAUACUCACUUUAGAGGAGUUAAGGUUUACAAACAAAGAUGUCCAUACUGCCAAAUUACUCUUCACUCAAAAACCUCUUAUGCAAAACAUAUCGAAAGAUAUCAUGAUAAAAAUUCGAACAAUUCUAAUUCUUCAGCCAUGCCAAAGUCAUCUACAGCAACUCGUAAUGGUUUGUCUUAUUCAAAUAAAAAUGCAAUUCAAGUACAACAAAAUUCUUCAGUAGUUCAAGAAGAAGAAGAAAUAGAAGAUGUGGAAGAAGAGUUGGUAAACUUGGAAAAAGAUGCACCAUUAACACAAGUCCAAGAAUCUAUUAUCAGUCAGCUAAAAACCUUUUCUUGUUAUGCCUGUCAACAAUCAUUUAAUGACCGACGUAGUACUUUAAAUCACAUCAGACAACAUAUGCCUGAUCUAAGACCUUACACUUGUAUUGCUUGUCUCACUGAAUUUCCUGAUCGGUCUAUUUACAAGCUCCACUGUGGUGCUUCCUUUGAAUGUGCUAUGAAAAUAGCUUUGGUGGUUCCCAAGCACGGAACUGAGAAAUAUUUUACCUGCAAUAUGUGCCUGAGACCAAUGCCAAAUCGAAAAGAACUUUUAAGUCACUUGGCUAAACAUUCUGACAAACAGUAUGAACAACUAACAGCACCUAAAAGUCCACCAAAACUUAAACCUAUUCAUCAAAAGGCAAGUUCUAACACUACAGGACCUUAUCGAAAUGGAGAUCCAGCUCAUAAUCAUACUUGCGAUUACUGUGGAAUGAUUUAUAGAUACAAACCGAAUAUGAUUAAACAUCAAGAUCUCUGUAAACGUCUUCCCCCUGAAGAAAGGACUUCAUACCGAUGUGUUAAUUGUGGAAUGACAUUCUUAGUCUUUAAGAAAUUCCAAUCUCACAUUGCUACUGAACAUAACAAGAAGGAUUUAGUUUGCUUUGAAUGCAAUGCGAAGUUUAGAUUCUCUAAUGAAUUCUUAAUUCAUCAUCAAAAGCACAGAUUGUCUAAUAAAGCAGCAGAAACUCACAGCGAAAAUCAUUGGAACAAAGCUCCAGCAAUGAAAUUCGCAUGUGCGGUUUGCCCGGAGGAAUUUUCAACUAAAUCUGAGUUAACGGAACAUAGAAAUUCUCACUUGAAAGUUAAAAUCUUUUCUUGUAGCAUUUGUAGAAGGAUGUUUGGUAAUUCUCAAGCACUUCAAGAACACAUGAACGAUCAUGGCCCAACAGAGAUUGAUCCUAAUAUAUCAGCAGUAGAUUUUCUUGAUAACGAAGCAGAUGAUCCGAAUGCAAGUGGAUGGUCAGUAAAUUCAGAUCCAGGUGGACGAAGUACUGAGUGUACGACGUGUGGUAAAGUUUUUGCAAAUUAUCCCAAUCUCCGUCGCCACAUUCAAUCAGCUCAUUCUAGAAUAGAUGAAAGAUUUGAUUGUUUCAAAUGUUCUAAAUCAUUCACCAAUGAAGAUGAGUGGAAUCAACAUGAACAAACUCACAAAGAAAACUUAGGUCAUCGUUGUAAUUAUUGUAAGAAGAGAUUUGAGUCAAAAGAAUCUUGGGAACAUCAUCAGAGAACAGUGCAUGGAAUAACUGAAGAAUCCUCUGCUUGUGACAUAUGUGGAAAACAGUUUGGUAAUGAAACAUCUUUGAAAAUCCAUCGAGGACAUCACUUUAGAAGAGAUUCAAGACUUAGUAUCAGAAAUAUGCCUCAUCCAAUGGAUCAGGUACAAGUGGAGCUCAAUGAUGAGUCAGUUCCGCCUCUAGAAUCUUCCGGAAGAAGUGUUAGAGCAUCUAGAAAAGCUUUUUCCAAUGGAUCGUCACCAAAGGCUUCAGCUUCUGGUAAUCUUCAGUGCCAAGUAUGCGAUGACCGAUUUUCUGAUGUGCAUGAUCUUCGAAAGCACUUAUGGGAUGUUCAUUGUGCUAAAACUAAACCAGAAAAAUCAUUUACGGGUGAAUUGCAAUGUGAAUUGUGUACUAACAUUUUCCCUGAUGAAAAAAGCCUUGAGGAACAUAUGAAAUGGCAUAAAGAAAAUCCAAUUCUUUCAGACGGUUUACAAAGGCCUGUUGACAUUUCUUGUGAUAUCUGUGGAAAGUUUUAUAGUUCAACUAAAGCUUUGUGGAAGCAUAAAAAGCUUCAUAAAACUACCGGUAGUGGAAAUAUGAAAUUUAAUUCAACUAAAAAACCACAGCCUACGCAAUAUCCUUGUCCAGUUUGUCGAAAAGUUUUUGGUAAUGAAACUUCCAUGAAAAAACAUAAAGCUGCUGCUCAUUAUGCUCGUCGUACAAUUUCUGUUUUUUCUCCAUCACGUAAACCGUCCACAAGUAAUGAAGAAGAAGAUAUUAAACCUAAAAGACCGAAACUGGAUUUUGAUAUAAUUCGUAAAGCUUAUAACUUAGGUGAACCUUCCAGCAGUUUUAGUUCUAAUAGCUCAAAUAAGAAACCAGUUACUUGUUCCAUUUGCAAAAAAUUGUUACCAAGUAUGAGUUCAUUAUAUAAACAUAGACAGAAUGUUCAUAAACAUGGUCAUAACAAAUCUCUUCCUGCUUCCAUUGAUGAUGAAAUGUAUGAUCAGAAAGGUGUGCCUUGCAGUGAAUGUGACAAAAUCUUUUCUAAUUUAUCUAAUAUGAAACAACAUUUUACUAAAGUUCAUGGAAAUGGCGGUAAGCAUUAUUGUACUAUGGAAGAUUGUAAUGAAGUGUUUAAUUCGCCGUUAGCUAAACAGUCGCAUGAAAAAAUUCACAUGAACAUUCUUUAUAAUUGUACCAUAUGCUCUAAACAUAUGUUUUCGCGUACUGCCAUGAUUAAACAUCUUAUGACUGAUCAUAAGUCGGAGUACCAGCCCAAUAUUGAAAAACAUUUAUACAAAAAAACGGACCUCAAUAGUUAUGUAGUGAAAGGAGCUGAAGGCCGAGUGUGUCCCAUUUGUAAAAUUACUUAUCCUAAUAUUAAAGCUAUGAAAAUUCAUUACCUUAAAAUUCAUGAAAGCAACAGUUAAAAUACAAAUUAUUAUUAAAUUAUCUUUGCUAAAGAGGUUUAUGUAGAAAGAGAGACAAAAUGAUUUUUUUAAAAAGAAAAAUUACGUUCGAGAUAUUUCAUUCGACAAAUAUACAAAUUUUUUAAGGAAUCGAUAAAACAUAAAAAUAUAAACUUUGUAAAUAAUUGCUUAUUUGCUUGAACGAAAUAAAUAAUCAACUAAACUUAGUUGAAGAUGGCAAAUAGAAAGUUAAUUUAUUUAAAAGUAGAAAAGUAGACAUGAAAUCAUUUAUGAUUGAUUAUAAUAACAAAUAUACGUUGGAUAAUUAAUCAUUUAUGUCUACACUAUUUCUUUUAAAACAAAAUACAAUCUAGAAAAUCAUUUUCUGUCUCUGUAAAAGUUUCGAUAUGCAUAAUGAAACGAAGAAUAAUUUUUUCAACAAAGCCACACUUUAGCAUCUCUAUAAUGAAGCUCGUAAAUUACGAGUUUGUAAAUAGUUAUUUCAUAAUUCAUCUUUUACACUCUUAUUAUUACAAUUAUUAUAACUAUUAUUAUUAAUCAUUCUUAAUUAAAAAACCAAUUAUAAAAACUUAUUUUAAAUUAAAUUUGUCAGUUAGGAUUUAUUGAUAAUCCUUCAUAUUGUACGAAAAUUUCAUUUAAAAUUUAAACAAAUCUUUCUAUUUUUUAUUUAGUAAGAGAAAUGUUGGAUUUUAAAAACUGUGUUGCUUCCUUUAAAUAAAAUAAAAUUUAUCACAAACAAGAAUGUUGUUUUAAGCCAAUCCAAAAAAGAAUAUAAAGUAUAAAUAACGAUAAAACUGAAACUGAAGUAAAUAAUGAAACAUACAAAAUAGUAAAUAAACUGCAGUUGGUUGUAAAUCUCGGAAUGAGAGACAAUAAACGGAUGUACACGUUGAAUGGAGGUACGAGGUAGUACGAAAAUAUAUUUUACUUUGUUUAUUAAAAUGUAAUGUACUACUGAUUAAGCCUUAGAUGUUGAAUCACUGGUUUAGUCAUUAGAAAUUUAGAGUGUAAGAUACGGUGUAAUUUUGACGGAGUAAUAAUAAAUACAUGACCAUUGAAUAAGUAA
Molecule: messenger RNA, 4887 nt
Organism: Chelonus insularis
Lineage: Eukaryota; Metazoa; Arthropoda; Insecta; Hymenoptera; Braconidae
Product: zinc finger protein 62 homolog
Exons: 3
Coding region: 153-3821 (1222 amino acids)
Cellular component (GO): nucleus
Molecular function (GO): zinc ion binding
Source: RefSeq, a predicted model, not a curated record